UGCGUGGAACCAUGACAAAGGGGAAGUAGGCCAGGGCGUGUGGAUGUGGCCGAGAAUCGAGAACAGCAGCAGCCCCAAGUGAACGUCGAUCGAGUGUAUGUAUGUAUAAGAAUCGAGUUCCCCAAAGCAAAUAUGGUGUGGACGAAGACGACGGUCAUGUCGCUGUGGCAAUACGAUCAAUUCUGGACACAAAACAUAGAGAUGGAGGAUAGUCAUGUCGCCGGAUGGUCGUCGCCCUUCUCGUUCACCUGCUGCUGGACAUGGACCUUCGCCGUCAUCCUCGUCAUAUUCACUUGCCGCGCGCUCCGCCUCCGCCUUCCCGCCGGAGGACUGUACUUUUUAUCCUCGCCUUCUACCACGCCUAGAUCGAAUUCUCUUCCCUCAAGCAGAAUUGCUCCGCAAGUAAUCUCUGAUUCGGAUUUGAAGGACCUCAUCAAUUGCCUUGACGGUGGUUGCCCUAACGACAGCGUCUGGGAAAAUGCAAUCGACAAGAGAAACAACUCAGUUUCCUACAGUGCUAAGUGUUUCAAGCCUAAGGAUGGUCCUAUGAAGUAUCUGACUGUGACUACAUUCGAGGGUUGUCCGGCGGAGUUUCUGUUAAAAUUUUUCAUGGAUAACCAUUAUAGGAUGGAGUGGGACAAAUCCGUGGUUAGCCAUCAGCAGUUGCAGCGAGACAUUCAAUCUGGAAUUGAAAUUGGUUGCACCAUUAAAAAGUUUCCAUUCUUGAGUCCCCGGGAGUAUGUGUUGGCUUGGAAACUAUGGCAAGGACGGGAUGGAUCCUUUUACUGCGUUAGUAAGGAAUGUGAACAUCCUUUGGCUCCUAAAGGUUCGAAGCACGUAAGAGUUUCACUUUUCAGAUCUGGGUGGAGAAUCAAGAAAGUUGUUGGUAGAAAUGCAUCUGAGAUCAGAAUGGUGCACCAAGAAGAUGCUGGUCUGAAUGCAGAAAUGGCAAAACUGGCCUUUUCGAAAGGGAUAUGGAGUUUUGUGUGCAAGAUGGAUGAUGCACUUAGAAAAUAUUCUGCCAGACAACAGCAUCAACUCAGUUCAAGUAUUGCCGAUUUCAAGUCUAUUCAAAAGCAGGUACCGCUUGAAUUUGAAGUUACAGACAAUGAAAGCAGCAAUGAUCAUCCAGAUAAGUCAAUUAAAUCUUCGAGUGGUACUGCAGCAGGGAGUCGCAAGCUGAACACAAGGAGACUUCAUAGAAGGCCCUCAUCUAAGCUGAUCACAAAUGGAUUACUUCUCCUUGGCGGUGCUAUCUGCCUCUCCAGAGGCCAUUCAAGCUUCGGUGCUAAGGUUGCCAUGGCCUAUAUGUUGAGCAAACUUACAAAGAGGAAGAUAGCAUCACCUACUACCGUGCAGCCAACAUCCUUGAAUACAAGAUGAAAUAUGGUCCAUUUACGAUGCCAACUAGAUGAAAUAUGAUGUAUACUCUCUUUCUUAAGUUUUGAAGUUGAUUCUCAACUUGUAUAGCUAUAGUGUAAGUUACUUUUCAAAGCCAAAACACAACCUGACUAUACUGAA
Molecule: messenger RNA, 1521 nt
Organism: Andrographis paniculata
Lineage: Eukaryota; Viridiplantae; Streptophyta; Magnoliopsida; Lamiales; Acanthaceae
Exons: 6
Coding region: 133-1383 (416 amino acids)
Molecular function (GO): lipid binding
Source: RefSeq, a predicted model, not a curated record